AUGACGUCAGGUGUCCGCCAUGUUUGUAAUGUCACCAGUUGACAGUUUGGGAAGGUGACCCGAUCGCUGGUGGUAUAUUAAUACCUUCAGGGACUCAUUAGACCGUGACUACAAUAAUAAUGGUCCCCUGGAUACCCAGACUAUAGGAGAGCUGACCCACACGCCAUGAGAAGAUGUAAAAGUUCCAAGCGGCCGCAUCAGCAGGUGAGGGUGUACGUUUUGGCGAGCCAUCUGCUGAACGGGCCGAGCUUGAGCCGGGGAGGACAGCGGUCACGCCGACGGAGCAACCCCUCCCCCUCCCCGCCCGACAUGAGCGGCAAACAGACCCAGGAAGGGUCACGGCUCAGCUCCGUGCUACAGAGUCUAGAGCGGCAGAUCGUGACCAAGACUUACGACGUCGAGCAAGUCCGCUACCUGACCUCCAAGGUGCUCCACUUCGUCCAGACACAAGAGAAAGUGCGCAAGGACAUUAUGCAGCGAGGCUCCCAUGGCCUUGAAGUGCUUUUAGCAACACUCGAGAGGUCAACAGACACGAGCGUCUCCCAGAACGUGGUCGCCAUUCUGAGUGAGCUGGUCUGUAGUGAGCCUCGUAGAGCACUCUAUGGGAGCACCAAGCGAGCCAGUAUCCUAGCCACCUCGGGCGCGUGCCAGGUGUUGUUACGUGAGUUGGUGCGUACAGCACGCGAAUCUCCGGUGUGCGAGGAGCACCUACUCUCACUUCACAGUAUACUCGCCAAGAUAGGACAGAAGGACCGUAAGUUUGCGGUGAAAGCUCGCCUGUGCGGUACACUGUCUAUCACCCUGGGGCUGGUACGGAACCACCCCCAUAGCUCCAAAAUCCUGACCCCCACUAUGCAGGUGCUCAAGCUGUAUGCUGCCAAUGUCGUGAAUGCUUCUCUGUUGGGAAAGUCUGGUGCUGUUAGUAUUGUCUUCCGAGUCAUGACGGCCUGUGGCAAGAAAUACACCAGUAUACUCAAGUUAGCUCUGGAUACACUUGCACUCUUGAUGAAAUCAAAAACAAAUGGCGGCCGUGCGGUGGCACAAGGCGGGGUCCCGGUGCUACUUGGCAUGUUCUACGACUUGCACCGAUUAGAUGUCAGACACAGACAGACAAACGUCAAGAAGGCCAUCCUCACUGUACUGAAGAAUAUAACAAAUCUUAAAACUGGCCGCAGAGCCUUCAUCCAAGCUGAGGGAAUCCGUAUACUACAUACCACCUCCCAGGAAACUCUCAACUGUAAAGCCCUGGAGCCAGUGAUCAACCUCUCCAGUAUCAUCAUGCGGAAGUGCUUCCCCAAGCAGCAGCUCCCCCUACUGACUCUCAACAGCACCUACAAGUAUCACCUGCCUGGAUCUGGAGGGGAUACAGGGGAUGGACCACAGGGGAUACUGCCUCAGAUAUUAGAAGAAGACCUUGGUGAUGACAGUGAUGAUGAUGACAUCAGUAUAGGAGAGGAGGAAGCAGAACUGGCCAGACUGGAGGCACUGGAACAGGAGGAGAAGGAAGACGUGCUGCUGCCUGAGUCCAGACCUCCCAGCCAGGAGCGCGAGGAACGACCUCGCACAGCCGAGGAGAUCUUUGGUUACGAGAAGUUCUUCCCAGAACUCAGAGAGUUCAGACUUCCGUCUAGUCUCGGCCAUACUGCCCAUGACCGGCGGUGUAGCGAGCCCACCAGACCUCCCCCUCCCAUCUACAUCCCCACCGCUGGCACAGACUCCUCACACCUGGGGAUGAGAGAUCAUCAUGUGACCCAGUCUUGGUCCCAGGUUCCCCACAGUGCACAUGCCAAAAUAGACAAUGAAUGCAGUCUGCCAUCUAUACCCAAACAUGGCUUGACCGCGAAUAGAUACUCGGACCCUGACUUUGUGGCCCAUGAGCUGAACUCCAUACGACUUUCUGAUGAAGAAACUUUCCCUUCGAUGGACAGACGCAGUAUAGGAAGCAGUCACAGUAAUAGCACGAGCAGCGGGUUUUCUAGUGGCGGUGGUUCGCGAGAAAGCAGCUCGAGUGACUGGAGAGGCGGGAAAAGUGUGCGGGAAAACGUAGGUCCGUACCACGACGUGGAGCAAGGUUCAGACAGUGCCCACGGCUCGUUCUUCCUUCCGCACCUGACGGCCGCGUACAGUUCAGCAGCAGACGGUGAGAACUCCAGAGCGGGAUCUAGGACGAGUUACAGCGACAAGUCCAGUGCCUUUCAAAGCCACAUGCAAUACAACAGGAACGGGUUGGACUUCUUUGACUAUCCGAAGGUCUAUGCACGGUUUGCUCGGCGCGUGAGGAGCGUGGUGCCGUUCAACAAGCUGGCGUACCCUGACCUAGCAGGGCACGUGUCUCCCGAUUAUGCUGAACUGCAGACUAGCCGAGAGUUUGGGGUGCAGAGGAGAAGAGUGUUUGAGGACAUCGACAGACUCAUCCAUCCCAAAAAGAUCAUAAACAGGGUCAUUUAUGACUUGGACAAUGGAAUCGGCUGUGGGGGUGACAGUUCCAGAGAGGAAGGACAGGGGGCGUCGCUGCUAAUGGAAGACAACAGACCCAGUGCCUUUGCUGAUGAGGCGUGGACAGAUGUGCUGAGAUUUAACUCCCAGUUUGAGAGUGGAAAUCUUCGUAAAGCAGUGCAGAUACGGAAGUACGAGUACGACCUGAUCCUGAACUCUGACAUCAACACCAACCACCACCACCAGUGGUUCUACUUCGAGGUGAGCGGCAUGCGGGAAGACGUCUCCUACACCUUCAACAUCGUCAACUGUGAGAAGGCCAACUCUCAGUUCAACUUUGGUAUGCAGCCCGUGAUGUACUCCGUACUGGAGGCAGUUAACGGGCAGCCAGGCUGGGUCCGGGCAGGGAAGAACAUCUGUUACUACAAGAACCACUUCGCCAGGAGUGCCGCGGUGACAGGGGGUCAGAAGGGGAAGUCCUACUACACCUUCAGCUUCUCUGUCAAGUUUCCUCACAGGGACGACAUCUGCUACUUUGCAUACCACUACCCCUUUACAUACUCCACUAUGCUGACUAACCUGCAGAGACUGGAGUCUAGUGUGGAUUACAGCAGUAUCUACUACCGUCAGCAGACCCUGUGUGACAGCCUGGGGGGGAACCCCUGCCCUGUACUCACCAUCACAGCCAGGCCCGACAUCGGCAACAAGGAGUCAUUAAUGGAAUUCAACAAUCGACAGUACAUCUUCCUCAGUGCCAGGGUCCAUCCAGGAGAAAGCAACUCAAGUUGGGUCAUGAACGGUACCUUGGACUUCUUGUUAAGCGAUGAUGUUGUAGCUCGGCAGCUGAGAGAAACCUACAUCUUCAAGAUCAUCCCAAUGCUGAACCCAGAUGGUGUCAUCAAUGGAAGCCACCGUGUGUCUCUGAGUGGAGAUGACUUGAACCGCUGCUACCUGUACCCCUCCCCUGAGAUACAUCCUACCAUUUACCACACCAAGGGACUUCUACAGUAUCUCAAGCUCAUCGGCAAGCUGCCUUUGGUGUACUGUGACUAUCACGGCCACUCCAGGAAGAAGAACGUGUUCAUGUACGGGUGCAGCCAGGGCCAGGAUGAGAGUGAAGGGAAGGAGAAUCAGAACCCAGGACUGAUGGAGGAGGAAGACAAUGCCAUGACUGCCCUGCCCAGGAUCCUGGAUCACUUUGCCCAGCAGUUCUGCUGGCAGAACUGUAACUUUGCUGUGGAGAAGUCUAAGGAGGGCACAGGGAGGGUGGUGGUGUGGAGGAUGGGCGUGACCAGGAGCUACACUAUGGAGAGCACCUACUGUGGCUGUGACCAGGGCAGAUACAAGGGUCUUCAGAUCAGCACAGAGCAUUUAGAAGAGAUGGGGAGGAGAUUCUGUGAAGCCUUGCUGAAACUGCACCAGCCUGACAUCUACCGCCCAGCACCCCUCCCAACGGACACAAUGGACCUGUCCAUCUAUGGAUAUGCCUAUAAGAACAGUCGGCGGGACAAGUCAUCCCAGGCAGUGGGGGAGGCCAGGUUUGACUCAAGCACACCAAGCCAAGAAGAAGAAGAUCAGGAGGAGACUGAUGACCUGGAGGAACAUCUAGGUUGCCAUGGUAACUACAGUGAUGCGGAUGGUGAGGACACUGUGUAUGAUAAUCAGGAGGACUUCUUUGAUGUGAUGGAGCCGGAGGAGGAGGCCUUCACUACUGACAGACAGCCAAAACAGAGGAAUUCUGACUCCUGGAGAGAUGUACUUGUAUGAUUGAGAAGUCUACAUGAACAGGACAUAUCAGGUUGGGUUAUACAGAAAGGAUAGAUACAUAGAGAAGGGAGGAGGCAUUGGUAUACAUAGGGGGGCAGACAUAUCAUGACAAACACAAAGUACGGUAGAACUAAGGAACCCAUUGCAGAUAAGUGAAUUGCAGUGUGAACAGAAAACAAACAAAGCCACAUCCUCAAGAUCCGCAAUAUGUUUGAUAUGCAGGUCUGAAGUUAGGCAAGGUUUUAUCGGAGUGCAGUAGAAGAUAACGAGUAAACGGAUAGCAAUUACCCAUGGAUGGGUGCAUGUGUGUUUUAAAGCAAAUGUAUCUGGAAAUAUAAAGUCUUUUGUUUAUUGUAAGUAUACUCCACAAGGAAAAGAAUGGUUGAGAAAAGUAAAGUUAUUUGGGGAUGCACAUGGAUGUUUCUUGAAUGGCCAUGCAAUUGUUCAAAAUAUUGGUGUUAUUGGAUAUAUGUUUAUGUAUAUUUGUAAAAUUGGCUAGUACAAGUACAGAUACACUUUGUUACUUAUUGCUUACAAUGCAGCACGGCCAAUGUAGGGAUGUUUUUUCCUAAUUUUUUUAGAACCUUAUACAAAGAGACUGUACAAGUUAUGUUUUCUAAAUCUUUGUGUAGCUAUGUUAUAUAUAUUUUUUUUAUAGGGCAGGAUACUAGUGGUCUCAUUUUCUUUACAGUGUGUCACAUGGCAAGCUCGGAAAAGCAUUGUAUGUUGUGCUCGAUAUGUUUUUGGAGCUUUUUCAGUAGCUACAAAAUAUAUGCAGAAUGUUUAAACAUAUUACUCAAUAUGGUAAUCGCUGAAGGGUUGUGUCUACCACAAAAAUCUCAUGGCCAUUUUAUUUGGGCUGAUCACAAUGUGUCUGAGUUUGAAAAGUUUUACAUGGUUUUAAGAAAGUAUCAAAAGUCAGUCCACAAUAGUUUAAUGGAGUAAGAAUGAGAAGGAAGUUCAAAUAUUUCUUGUAAUUAUUAAAUUUUUUUUCUCAUGUCGAACAAACUGUAAGAGCCAUAUCACUUCUUAAGUUUGUACAUCUACAUGUCUUACUAUGCAAUGUACAGUGGUUGUGGCAUGGGUUCAAAGGCCUAUGAAAGCAUCUCAUGAAAGUCCUUAUUCCCCCUAGACUUACCUUUCACAUUACUUUACUGUUUUCUACAUCUUAAACUAUUUUUCCCCAUCAGCUACCUCAUGCAAAUUGCUUUCCCAUUUUAUAAGAAAUCUCCCCCUUGACUAAAUGCAACAUCUACAAUUCUACGGUCACUGCUUAAACUCAUAUUAACUAGAAACCUACUUCAAUUUAAGGUUGCCUAAAGAUGAAAUGGCCACUUGUACAGAGAUUUAGAGUGUAACAAGACUUCUUCUUGAUCCCUUUUAAUGCUUUAAUGUUUUCAAUUAAUCUAUCUUUGAGAAUAUUGUUCAGUUAGUCCUGUUAAUUUGAGUUUUGUAGACAAGCUCAUGAAAAGAAAACGUAGUAAGAUAAAAUGCAACUUAUAUUAUCUGACAUAUGUGCACCAAUAGCCAACUGAACUGUACAAUGAAAUAUGAAUUCAAACUAGCCAAACACUGUGUCAACAUAAUUGAUGCCAGUAACUUGUUGUUGAUAUCAUUGGUACAUACUACCCUGAUAUAUAUAAUGGAAUCUUUGGAAUUAAAUGAAAAUUAUAUCUAAA
This is a messenger RNA of Branchiostoma floridae (Florida lancelet), 5882 nucleotides long. RefSeq names its product cytosolic carboxypeptidase 1-like. The coding region runs from base 166 to 4203 and encodes 1345 amino acids. Gene Ontology annotation, molecular function: zinc ion binding; metallocarboxypeptidase activity. Lineage: Eukaryota; Metazoa; Chordata; Leptocardii; Amphioxiformes; Branchiostomatidae. Gene Ontology annotation, biological process: protein side chain deglutamylation; C-terminal protein deglutamylation; proteolysis. The transcript is spliced from 28 exons. The record is from RefSeq and is a predicted model, not a curated record.